Messenger RNA from Etheostoma cragini (Arkansas darter), 1414 nucleotides. RefSeq lists its product as uncharacterized. NCBI's taxonomy places the organism in Eukaryota, Metazoa, Chordata, Actinopteri, Perciformes, Percidae. Bases 196 to 1206 code for a protein of 336 amino acids. The transcript has 4 exons. The record is from RefSeq and is a predicted model, not a curated record. Gene Ontology annotation, molecular function: GTP binding.
GUCAUUUUUUUUCCAGCGAUCCCCGGGCGGUCCGCGGGCCCGAGGUUGCAACGCCCUGCAAACAACAGCCCCCACAACAGACGGAGGUGUGUUCACUCUUUCUUGAAGUCAAGUCGAGUCCACGGGCAGGAACCAGGAAGUGUGAGGCUCGUCCCUGAAUUCAACCCUAAUCUCGGCAGUGACCAGGAGUCGAUCAUGUCAACAUCUGCCGCGCAGUCAGAGCUGAGGCUGGUGGUGCUGGGCCGGGCGGGGGCAGGAAAGAGAUCAGUAGUCCAGACCAUCCUGGGCCUGCAGGACUCUGAACCCGGCACAGAGGCCGCCGUCGUCCAGGAGUGCAGCAAACACAGAGGAGAGGCCGCAGGCCGACAGGUUGUGGUCUUCUCCAGUCCGCCGUGGUUCGGCUCCGGCUGCGACCCCGAGGAACGGAGACGCCACAUCUCGUCCUUUAUCGCUCUCUCCAGCCCCGGGCCACACGCCUUCCUGCUGUGUGUCCCCGUGAACCAGCCGGCCGACGCCGAGGCCAAGGCGCUGGACGUCCUGAAGGAGCUGUUCGGCCCCUCGGCGGUCAGCAACAACACCGUCGUGCUCUUCACCUGCACCGAGGAGCUGGCGGAGGACGAGCCGCUGGAGGAGUACCUCGUCACUUGGCGCAAGGACCUCCGGGCGCUGGUGGAAAGAUGCGACGACCACUACCACACCCUGGAGACGCGUGGCGGGGAAGCGGAGCAGGCGCGGGCGGUGGAGGAGCUGCUGGAGAAGGUCGAGCAGGCGGCGAGAGAGGGCGGGACGCCACACGUGAGUUGCGCUCUGUACCUCGAGGCCGAGGAAAGAGUCCGAGAGACACAGGUGGAGAUCGCGAGACGGAGGAGAGGAGAUGACUCACGACCCGAGGACAACAUCACGGAGGAAGAGAUGGAGGCCGUGCGGGACGAAGCAGAGAGGAGCGUAGACUUAAAUGUGAAUAUAGAAAGUGUUUUCCCCUCUGCAGUCUCCCCUUCGUCCCCGGCUCACGCCUCGUCUCUCUGGGGCUGGUGGGAGAAGCUGAAGGCCUGGAUGAGGUGGCUGCCCAUGAUGGUGAGAGUGGAGUCCCUGCUGGGAUCACUGGUCAGCCUGUUCAUGGGGGGGCAGUAUGGAGGUAUGGUGGGGGCCACUGUGGGAUCGGUGGCUACUGAGGUAGGGAGAAGAAAAGUAAAGAAAACUAAAUGAGAGGCCAUCUCUUGAAUUGCUCAUAUUAUGUUUUUGGGCUUUUUCCCUUUCCUUUAUUGUGUUAUACCUCUUGUUGUGCAUGUUACAGGUUUACAAAGUGGAAAAACCCAAAUAUCACCCCCAAAGGGACUUACCGUCUCCAACAGAAGACACUGUUGACAAACUGCUCCAAACAGCUCUACUGUAGUCCAGCCUUCACUACAGAGAC